AUUCUGAAAUCUCUCCUCCAUUACCAUCAUGUUCUAUAACUAUAGACUAAAAAUAUAAUUGCACCCUGUUAUUCAUUCAUUUUACAUAAUUACGUAAAACAUCUAGCAAAUGUGUUAUGAGAGAUCAAUGAAAAGAAAAUUACAGUUUAUAAGACAUAACUGAUUCAGAAUAAUUUAGAAUUGCGGAAAAUCCAGAAUAGCGGAAGAUAGAAUAAAGGGCAAUUGUCAACAAUGUCACGAACUGGAACGAAACUUGACGCGAAAAAAGUGAACUCUGAAUUAUUUACUCUAACUUAUGGCGCACUUGUUGCCCAAUUGAUCAAAGACUAUGAAAAUGUGGAAGACGUUAACAAGCAAUUAGAAAGAAUGGGAUAUAAUAUAGGAAUUCGACUGAUAGAGGAUUUUCUAGCACGGACUGGUUCUGGUCGAUGUUAUGACUUUAGAGAUACAGCAGAAAAGAUUCAAAGUGGCUUUAAGAUAUUUCUCGGUAUAACACCAUCAAUUACAAAUUGGAGCCCAGCUGGUGAUGAAUUCUCUCUAUGCUUUGAGACAAAUCCGUUAACGGAAUUUGUAGAAUUACCAGAUAAUUGUUCAAACUUGAAGUAUUGUAAUAUACUAACUGGUGUACUUAGAGGAGCUUGCGAAAUGGUGCAAAUGGAAAUCGCUUGCUGGUUUGUACAAGAUCAACUUAAAAACGACAACAUAACCGAAUUACGUGUAAAAUUCGUCAAAAGAUUAGAAGAUGCGAUACCAGCAGGCGAGGAUUGAAUAUAUUUGUUAUCUAAUGUGCAAGUGUUACCUAUAACUAUGUAUCAUUUUAAUGAUAAAAUAUUUUGUAUUUUAUGUUAAGAUACAAUUAUAAUAAUUAUAAGAUAUAUUAACCACACAUGUAUUUUUUCAUACACUGCUUGCAUUUCACAAUUUUUUAUUUAAAAGUAAUAUAUUGAGGAUUUAAUUUUUACAUUACCACUUAUAUUAAUGUAACAAUAGCGAAAUAAAAUAUAUGCCAACUUUAUACACACAAA
Molecule: messenger RNA, 1025 nt
Organism: Formica exsecta
Lineage: Eukaryota; Metazoa; Arthropoda; Insecta; Hymenoptera; Formicidae
Gene: Bet3
Product: trafficking protein particle complex subunit 3
Exons: 3
Coding region: 232-768 (178 amino acids)
Biological process (GO): intra-Golgi vesicle-mediated transport; endoplasmic reticulum to Golgi vesicle-mediated transport
Cellular component (GO): TRAPP complex; cytosol; cis-Golgi network membrane
Source: RefSeq, a predicted model, not a curated record